Drosophila pseudoobscura is the source of this 4515-nucleotide messenger RNA. RefSeq names its product lethal (3) L1231. Gene Ontology annotation, cellular component: nucleus. NCBI's taxonomy places the organism in Eukaryota, Metazoa, Arthropoda, Insecta, Diptera, Drosophilidae. The transcript has 6 exons. The record is from RefSeq and is a predicted model, not a curated record. Bases 460 to 4227 code for a protein of 1255 amino acids.
CGCACACAAUCACACCCAAAUUACUCACGCACCCAUACAGUUGCACAGAGUUGUCCGCCAUCUUAGUUGCGUGUUGUCUUCUCUCAACUUCUGAACUGAAAAUUAAUAAUAAAACGCAUUUAAAGCGAUGCCCAAUUAAGCGAAACACAAAAAAGUGCUACAAAAUAUAUUCACCUACAGCUGAGAGAUCGUCUGGAGUUUGCAACUAAAAGAUUUCAAGGCGAAAAUUGCAUUUGAAAGUGGAAUUGCAGGGCGAAGAAAAAAUUUUGCUGCAAGAAAAAUUCCCAGGUCUGUGCUGGCGUAAUUGGCAAUAUCAAAUAACGAAAGUCAGGCGACGAACCAACAACAACAGCAAGUACCAGGCACCAAUCAGUAGCAACAGAAACAGACGGGACAGCGGGGACAGACAGAACGAGGAGAGGACCAACAGACGAGAGCGGCAACGGCUUCACAUUGGACAUGUCAUGUCAGCAAGCGUCCAGAUUUCAUCCAGCCACAACAGCAACAGCAGCAGCAGCAGCACUAGCUAGGAACACAGCCACCAAAAGAAUUGCCACAGCAGCAGCGGUAGCAAUAAGCACAGCAGCAGUCGCAACAGCAGCCACGCUGACGCCAGGGGAGAGCGUCGCCGGCAAGACGACGACAGAGGACUCGGAUCCGUAUGCAUUCACAGAGACCGUUUCAGUCGCGCCGCCAAUUCUAUUCAAUGCACAGAAAUCGCGAGCCCGCUUAAGCGAAAACAACAACAAGAGCAACAGCAACAGCAACAAUAGGAGGCUAGCAGCAACAGCUGGGGCAAGCAACAGAAAGGCCACUCUUGCGGCACAGCUGAAUGCCACAGCAGCAGCAGUAGCAGCAGCAGCAGCAGCAGCAGCAGCAACAACAACAGCAACCGCAAAGGCGCAGGCGUCUUUAGCAACAACAACAACAGUAACAGCAACAACGAAUUUCAAUAAUGUCACGCAAUCUCAGAGACAGCAGCCAGCUUUGUCGCCGGCGCAGUUGCCGCUGCAAGCGCAAGCGUCACCGAAGCGGGCUACCAACGUCUGCAUCGUGCGGCCGCAGCAACAGCAGCAGGAGAAACUAGCAGCAGAGGCAUGCCAGCAGCCGCCCACACCACCUACGCCGCCGCCACCUCUCUACUCCCAUACGCCUUCGCUGUGGCAGACGCCGCUCAUUCUGGACAUCAGCCAGAAGCAGCCGCAGCACCCGUACCAGCAGCAGCAGAACCAUCAUCAGCUCCAGGCUGUGUCCAUUGCAUUGGCCAGUCCGCCUACAUCGCCCGCCUCGUUACCCUCGCCCACUUUGACACCCACAGCAGCUGUGACCGCCAUGGUGUCACCGAUUGUCUCGCCCAAGGGUGGCCUGCCCCUGCCGCCGUCGAAGUUCCAUCACACCACAUUGGCCCAGCACUUGCAGAAGGUGGAGUGCCUCAAGAAGAAAAAGUCCUUGCCGCUGACAUGCCAGAACAACAAUAACAAUAACAAGCAGCAUAACCACAUGGUAGAGUCAUUGAACAAGACGAUAGGGACAGGGACAACAACAACGUACAACCUGACACAACCGCCACCACUGACGGUGUUCAAUACGGGAACAGUCCAAGCGGCGGCUCCUCCGCCAGCAGCAGCCGGUCCUCCACAGAAACAGAAACAUUCCACCAGCACCUUGGAUGACAGUGAUCUCAAUGAGAUACCCGUCAAUGUUAUCUUUCGCAAGCCGCCAGUCUUGAUGGCCGGAACAGGAGUAGGAGGAGUAGCAGCAGGAGCAGCAGCACCAGCAGGACAAGCCCAGCCGAAUGGAGUCAAGAUGUUGCUACCCACGCCGCCGGCAACUCCACCAGAGGUGACAACGCCACCGCUACUGGCUCAUCGACUGCCGCAGUCGCAGCACCAGCAACAGCAGCCUGCUGUUUGCAUCCCAGCUUUGGCUCCCAGCUCGAAAGCUUCUGCUCCAGUUGUUUCCCUGGGAUCUGCUGGACGUUCUGCGGGUACUCUGCUGGUCGUCUCAGGAGGCAGCACCCCUGCAGCAGCCACCCAGGCAACGUCUUCGCUUCACACACCUCUCAACCCGCCCGUUAAUCCUGCAGCAUCCAUCAAAUCUGAACAAAUGUCUUCCAAAGUUGCCAAUGCUAAUGCUGCCGUCAAUGCAAACGCCGCGCCAAAACGUCAAACGCCAGGAGCUGCUGCUGGCGGCAGAAGAGGCAACAACAACAAAACCAACAAUGCAGCGAGCGUCGCCAAGAAGAAUUUAGCGUCAAAGCCACCUCCACCACAGGAUCUGAAACCGAAUCCGCUUCUACCCCCCAUACCCAUUGCAGACAAGACAGAACCUGCUGUCCGCCAGCGGCGUCGCAAGGCCGCCUCCAAGCGCUACUCUGCGACGAUCAACGAAAAUGAGACGACGGACAAUGCGACAGACUCGCCGUACUGUUUGCAGCAGCAUUGGAUGCACGUCACCGGCAGGGAUAUGAUCCUUGACUUUCCCCUCUCGCCCAGCAAUCGCCGGGAGGAACGGAUUGCCGUCCGCAAGGGUAUGCUGAGGCGGCAGGCGUUGCAGCUACAGUCCACUCGAUCUCUGCAGGAUUUGCCAGUGCGAGCGGCCCGCCAGCGCCUCCAGUGCGUCCAAAAUAUGCUGGUCAAAUAUCAGGAUCACGCAGGACAGCAGCAGGGCAUAGGGAUUGGCAAUCGCUGCCUGGUGUCCACCUGUAAAAAGCCCACGCUCACCAUGGCCGCCCACUGCGAGCGCCAUAUUGUGAACAACAGCACGCAGCAGCUGUUCCAGCCGUGUGCGGCCUGGCUCAUGGAUGGCACCGCCUGCCUGGCGCCUGUCUUCGAUGUCCUGCAUACGUUGCCCCUGUGCACAAUCCACAGCCACCUUCGUGCCGGCCUGGAGAUGGUCCGGCCAAUGGCCAAGCUGACGGCCGUGAAUCUGCCAUUGGCAGUGGCAACACCCGCAGCGGCCGUGCCGGCCAAGCGCAAACGCAAGGCGAAUCCCAAUCCUGUGAGUCGGCCGCAGAAACGGGGCAGGAAACCGAACACUGAGCAUCAGAUGAGCCACCAAAUUAGUAGCCAGCCUACCACGCUACCGGUGAUGCCGCCGGUAGUGAUGCAGCGAAAGAGCAGCACCACCUCGCUGGAGUCCAUAGCCAGCAAUUCGCAGUGUUCCUCGGCCAACUCUCAUUCCCAGCUGUCCUACACGCCGCUCACGCCCACGCCCACGCCAACGCCAACGCCAAUGCAAACGUUCACACCCGCGCCAGUCCCAGUAUCUGUGCCACCGCCACCCGGUUUGCCACACUUGUCCAUACCGCCGGCGCUGGCUCCACUCAGCGGGGAUUACCAACCGAAGCAGCAACAGCAGCAUCAGCAGCAACAGCAGCAUCAGCAGCAACAGCAUCAGGCGCUGUUUAAAUUCGAGGCUGAUCCGCAUGUGCAGCAGUUGGAGAGUGGCCUCAGUAUGCUGGCCAGUGCCAAUAUCAAUAUCAAGGCCGAAGAGAUUAACCAAAUUGUGGCACAGCUGGCGGCGGCUGGUGGGGAUCUGCAGCCGCAAAGCAACCUGCACAACAACAACAAUAGCCUACACUUUAACAACAACAACAUGAGCUACAGCAACAACAAUAGUUUCCCCUCGUUCAACGCUGCCUUCGGCAAUGCCAUUGGUCAGCCCACGCACAACGGCCACCAGACGGCCCUGGCCCUGGCCAACACGGCGAAUCUGUUGGGGCAGGACAUGUUCGGUAUAUGCGAGAACAGCUCGGCGUACGCCAGUUCCGAGGACACGGGACUGGGUGGCCUGAGCGAAUCGGAGCUGAUUGGCGCUAACGAUGCUGAUGACAUAGCAUUGAAUGGCGCCCACUUGCUGGAGGAGCACGAUCUGGUAAAUGUGUUCGACACGCUGCCGGACGAUGCCUUCAACGAGCUCUUUCAAUCCGUGCAACAAGCCGAGUGCGAGGCCAUGGAUCGGGCGCUCGAGAUCGCCGACAAGAACCUCAAGUGUCUGCAACAGACGAUUGUCGGCUCAGAGGAUAACGACCUGCUUAGCGAUUUCCUCGAUGAUAUGUUAGCCGACGGGGUAAUUAGCUCAACGAACACGUCCGGCAUCGAUGCCGCCACGCUGUUCGUCGACAGCAGCAGCGGCGGCGGCACCAGCAGCAGCAACAGUGCCAACAGCAGCUGCACGCCGGCCUCCGCCUCCGUGGCAGACAUACGCGGCUUGGUGCAGACCUAAGACGCGGUGGUCCCGGCCGAGGACCAGAUCAAAGGCUAUAGCUGGCACACGGCUAGCGUCACUUUCAAGAGAUCUUUCGAGCUAUGAACUGCACUUUCUUCUGAGCAGCUUUCGUGAAGAGUUUAGGUGUUUUCGGCAAAUUUCUCACCAGAUUCUGGUUCGGCACACACUUCUAUAUAAAUGCUGCUCGAAUGUAUGUAUCUUUAUAGUAUAUGCGCCUGCACAUAUGCAUAGGGAAAUCGUAUAGAUAUGGGUUAAAUGUAAAAAUCAAAAACAAACAAAAAAAAA